Pisolithus orientalis is the source of this 1053-nucleotide messenger RNA. RefSeq lists its product as uncharacterized. Lineage: Eukaryota; Fungi; Basidiomycota; Agaricomycetes; Boletales; Pisolithaceae. The transcript has 4 exons. Bases 1 to 1053 code for a protein of 350 amino acids. The record is from RefSeq and is a predicted model, not a curated record.
AUGUCCUCGGUGACAGGUGCGGAAUCCACCAUCAAUGCAUUCGUCGAGGCCAUACAUCCAAGUUUCGACUACCUCCUCUCGUGCACUGCGUUCUCCGCGUGUCUGUUUACUCUCCUUGUGGUCCUUUUUGCCUUCUCCACGCACGAGUCUCGACGUCGCGCGGUAUUCCGACUGAACGUAUUCGCUAUCUGUCUCACCCUGACGCUGGGCAUCUUGACUGGCUUGUCCAAUGGCAAGGCAAUAACCGACCCAUUUCAUCAGGUGCCGAAAGGCGUCUAUAUUGCUACAGCUGCUUUCUCCCUCAUCCCACCGCUACUGUAUGACUCGAUACUGUUAUCUCGACUCUUUGCACUUUAUCCCGUCUCCACCACGCCUCGGGCCACCCUACUGAAAAUAUUCGCAUUCCCAUUCUGCAUUAAAUGUGCUCGAGUGGUUGUUAUCGCCCUUGGGCUCUCUGAUUUUGUUAGGUCCGGGAUGAACACCAGCGAGCUCGUCCAGGAUGAGCUUGCCACGUGGUUCCGAAAUCCUAAACCAAUUGCUGAAUGGUCAAUGCAAGUGGCAGACAACUUCUAUUCCGUCAGCCUCUUCCUCUACAACCUGCAUGUCCGUACAUCGCCAGUAAAUAGAGGUACAACCUGCCUAGCGGAUCGUAUCCGCCAUAUAUUCUACAUCUCCGUGGCCAAUUUCGUCUUUCCUCUCAUCUUCAACAUCGCGCAAAUCGUCUCGGUAGCGACUGAUCAUUCCCCCACUACCGGCGCCGUGCUAGUAUUGAUCAACAACUACGUUACGGUCAUGGGUGUACUAUGUGCCACACUGUGGUUCUCAGGAACGGAGUGGGUUCGAGCCCACAACCAAUCAUCAAGUAAUGACAUGUUCUUACUCAAUGCAAGGCUGGGUAGGUUACAUGGUGGUAGUGGGAAGAGCGGGGACGAAAUUCUAGUAAUCGGAGGGGGGUCUGUUAUUCCUGACGUGACAGACUCAGAUGCUAGGCCAACGAAGGAUUCCAAUCAGCAUACUACCCUAGUGCAGGAGGAGAAUUAUAAUUUAGCGUGA